Messenger RNA from Scheffersomyces stipitis CBS 6054, 1087 nucleotides. RefSeq names its product ubiquitin domain-containing protein DSK2. The record is from RefSeq and is a predicted model, not a curated record. Gene Ontology annotation, biological process: ubiquitin-dependent protein catabolic process. Gene Ontology annotation, molecular function: polyubiquitin modification-dependent protein binding. Gene Ontology annotation, cellular component: cytosol. The transcript has 2 exons. NCBI's taxonomy places the organism in Eukaryota, Fungi, Ascomycota, Pichiomycetes, Serinales, Debaryomycetaceae. The coding region runs from base 2 to 1087 and encodes 361 amino acids.
AAUGUCUGAUACUAACAUCGAUAUCACUAUCAAGCUGUCUGGAGACACGAAGUACGAGUUGCUGGUGUCGCCUCUGCUCACUGUAUAUGAUUUGAAGGAGCUUAUCGCAGAUAAAGCCGACAUCCCUGCGGACAGACAGAGACUCAUUUAUUCUGGAAAGGUGUUGAAGGAUACUGAAACUAUUGCUUCGUACAAGGUUCAGACUGGACAUACUAUUCAUAUGGUGAGAUCUGCUGCACGAGCCACCGGAGCUCCAAGUGCUUCUAAUGCUACUGGUACCUCCGGAAAUACAACUUCUGCAAGUGCUACUCCUUCUGGAAGUACUAAUAUUACCGGCAAUUCUGCAGCUGGAACCGGAGUCCCUUCCAAUAUCGCUGCUGGACAAGGACUGUUUAACCCUCUUGCGGACUUAACGGGAGCGCGUUAUGCUGGCUAUGCUCAACUUCCCCUGGCUUCUAUGUUUGGCCCAGAUGGAGGUAUGAAUGCCAUGCCGGAUCCGGAUCAGUUGGCUCUGAUGAUGAACGAUCCUAUGGUCCAACAGCAGCUCAAUGCCAUGUUGCUGAAUCCACAAAUGAUCGACUACAUGAUCAACCAGAACCCGCAAUUGCGUGCUAUGGGCCCUCAAGCUAGACAGAUGUUACAGUCCCCUAUGUUCAGACAAAUGAUGACGAAUCCGGAAAUGAUGCGCAUGAUGAUGAGUAUGGGUCCCGGUGCUGGACAAGGAGCUUCGGCAUUUCCAGCUCCUGGGGCUAAUCCCAACGUAGCUGAUACUUCUACAGAUUCUACUGCUAGUGCUGCUGAUACUCCUACUACUAACGCUACUGCUAAUAACGCUAACGCUGCCGCUGCUGCUAAUCCGUUUACAUCAUUGUUUCCUGGUGGAGUACCUCCUGUCGAUCCGUUUGCGUUGUUUGGAGGUGGUGCACCUGCUCCCGUCGAUAACCGUCCUCCAGAGGAAAGAUAUGAGAGCCAGUUGAGGCAACUCAACGAUAUGGGCUUCUUCGACUUCGACCGCAACGUUGAAGCUCUCAGACGAACAGGUGGCAGUGUCCAGGGUGCUAUCGAGUACUUGUUGUCGAACAACUAG